This is a messenger RNA of Colletotrichum higginsianum IMI 349063, 1836 nucleotides long. RefSeq names its product 4-coumarate-CoA ligase 2. Bases 1 to 1836 code for a protein of 611 amino acids. The transcript is spliced from 4 exons. Gene Ontology annotation, biological process: secondary metabolic process. Gene Ontology annotation, molecular function: CoA-ligase activity. Lineage: Eukaryota; Fungi; Ascomycota; Sordariomycetes; Glomerellales; Glomerellaceae. The record is from RefSeq and is a predicted model, not a curated record.
AUGGUUAUUUGGACCAAAGGCUGCACUUCUCCCGACGCUUACCUUGCGUACUCUGAUAUACGACAACAAGUCUCUCGCUCGACCGUCUCCACCUUUCCUCAAGCUGAGCUGUCAACGCCGGCUUGUCUCAAAAGCGCAAACCCCUUGAGAGCUGUUUUCAAGAUGGUUUUCAAAUCGCCCUAUCCUUCGUUGGAAAUACCGAAGACGAAUGUCCUUUCCUAUCUUUUCCCCGAAAACUCAACACCAUCUAGCGAGCCUCUCUGGAUCGAUAGCGAAGAUGACCGCAUCAAUCUAUCGCCACGACAAAUGCUACAGUGGGUGAAAAGAGUUGGCAUGGGCCUUCAGAAGCUUGGACUUCAAAACGGGGAUGUCGUUAUGAUGUGCACACCAAACCAAAUAUUCGUGCCGGUGGCCUACCUUGGCAUUGUGUCUGUCGGGUGCAUCUUUAGUGGCGCCAACCCAGCAUACACAGUUCCUGAGCUUGUCCACCAAAUGACUAACACCGCGGCCAAGGUGGUGCUUGCUCACCCAGCCUACAUCAAACGGAUUCUUGAGGCGGUUGACAAAUCUAACAUUCCCCGGAGCCGGGUUUUUCAGUUCUCAGAGAAUGAAAACGAAUCACGAGACGGAGUUCCAGAUUGGAGGCAAAUGCUGGGCAGUCCGACCCAGGCAGAUUCUUAUCGUUGGCCAGAACUUGACGCGGAAGAAUCGACCAGAACGAUUGCAACCAUCAAUUAUUCCUCGGGAACUACCGGACUUCCCAAAGGAGUGUGCGUCUCUCAUUAUAACCUCAUAGCCAACGUCGAACAGACAAUUUUCAUGAGAUACGCAGAAAAGCCUUACAGUUUUGCGCGUCGGCCGCAGGAGAGGUGGAUCGGGUUCUUGCCCCUUUAUCACGCCUACGGUCAGCUUUACGCCAUACUCAUGGCCAUGAGGUUGAGCAUCCCUAUUUAUGUCAUGAAAGAGUUCCGAUAUGAGGACUUUCUCUUCGCGGUGAGCAAGUUCAGAAUUACAACCUUGCAGGUGGCGCCGCCAGUUUUGGUGAUGCUUUCGAAGCGUCCAGAAACUGCCCGUUACGACUUAUCAAGCGUCAAGGAAAUGCUCUGUGGAGCCGCCCCCUUAUCGCGAGAGCUUCAGAACGAGUGCCAAAGAAGAUUUUCGAUGCAGAUUAACCAAGGAUGGGGGAUGACGGAAGUGACUUGUGGAGGUAUCGUGGUCCCUGGUGGCGUUAAGGAUGACAAUGGCAGUGUUGGCAAGUUGAUUCCGAACUGCGAGUGCAAGUUGAUCGACGACGAGGGCAAGGAGGUUGGCUUUGGUCAACCGGGCGAGCUCUGCAUCCGAGGUCCCAAUAUCUGUCUCGGUUAUUGGCGCAACGAGACUGCCACCCGGGAGACGCUGGACCAAGACGGAUGGCUUAAGACUGGAGAUGUCGCCGUCUGCAACGAGGAAGGCUAUUUCUGGAUCGUGGAUCGAAAGAAGGAACUAAUCAAAGUCAACGCUCUACAGGUCGCCCCCGCCGAGCUGGAGGCCGUCUUGUUAGAAAACGAACAUGUCGCAGAUGCUGCCGUGGUUGGAAUUGCCAUUGACGGAAAUGAGUGGCCCAGAGCCUAUGUUGCCAUCCAAGACGUGUCGAGAGGGAAUGUCAAGCCCGAAGACAUACAAGAAUGGGUCAAGCGGCGUGUUUCCAAGCACAAGGCGCUGGUAGGCGGCGUGGUAUUCGUUGACGAGGUUCCAAAGCUGGUCAGCGGCAAGAUCCAGAGGAAAGUGAUGCGAGAGUGGUCCAAGAGGGAUGCUGCGGCCUUAGCAGAGUCGAAAGGACCCAAGUCGCAUUUGUGA